AUGAAGUCCCCUUCAUCUGUCCGGGGUGGCCAGUCCUUCUGGGAGAGGAUCCCUCACAAGAUGACUUCCCAGGUCGCGCUCCGAGGCGGCUCUUUGCGGACCCCACAGAGAUGCCUUCUGGGCUCCUGGGGCCAGCGGGGAGGGGCAGUGGAGCGCCGACGUGACGGCUGCAGGGAGCCAGGGCGGCCACGCACCGUCUGCAGUCAGGAAGUCCCAGGCGGCGUGCAAGGCGGUUGCGGCGUCCGGGCCGCCGGCCUGCGGAGUGCGCGGGUUGGGCUGGGGGCUGUCCCUGGAGCGCCGGGUGGCUCUGGGUCCCGCACACCCACUUGCUGGCGGGGGGGUGGCGCAGACAUAGGCCACCCCGAGGGUGGUCCCCCCGAGGGCGCUCCUCACGGGUGGUCCAGGCUAGCUCGGACCUGGCAGUGGGGGAGUGGCGCAGAGCUGCAUGGAAAGGCGCGGGGCGCAUGCGUGGCGAAGGAACUCAGCUGCCUGACACGCCCGCAAGUAGCACGGACCUGCUCCGGCCUCGGCCUCGGCCUCUGCGGACCAAACGCGGAGCGAGGCGUGAACGCCGGGCGGGGGCGUGGCGUCCGGCCAGAGGCACUCUCUGGGCUGGGCGGAAGCGCGACUGACUGUGGCCUUGGGCAGGCGGUGGCUGCAACGAGGAGGAGCUGGGGUUGCAGUGGGUUGCGGCGCCGAGCCCGGACGGAAGCGCCGAGGGGCCGGGGUCGCCAAGGGCUGCUGCGGCCCUUCCCGGAGGCCAGUGCUGGGCACGCGAGGCGCUGGCUCAGGCGCACCCAGUGGCCGCAGCUGCAGCGGGAGGAGCGCGGCGGCGCGGGGUCCUCGGAGACAGCGUUUGUCCGAGAAGCCUUCCUGGGGCGGUGGGUGGGAAGUGGGGGCCGGAGCUGCAGCGGGAGGCGUCCUGUCUCCUCAGGUCGGCACCAUGCCCCUGCAGCCCUGAGCGGGGCCCUGCUGGGCUGCCUCUGCCUGGCAUUGCUUUUCCUGGGCGGUGCGGACAAGCGCCUGCGUGAUAACCAUGAGUGGAAAACUAUGGUCCAGCACUGGCCUGAGACAGUAUGCGAGACAGUUGAAAACGACUGUAGAGACCCUCCGGAUUACUGGACAAUACAUGGACUAUGGCCCGAUAAAAGUGAAGGAUGUAAUGGAUCGUGGCACUUUAAUUUAGAAGAGAUUAAGGAUCUUUUGCCGGAAAUGAAGGCAUUGUGGCCUGAUGUAAUUCACUCGUUUCCCAAUCGUAGCCACUUCUGGAAGCAUGAGUGGGAGAAGCAUGGGACCUCUGCUGCCGUGGUGGACGCACUCAACUCCCAGAAGUACUUUAGCAGAAGCCGGGAACUCUACAGGGAGCUGGACAGCAACAGUGUGCUCCUAAAACUGCGGCUAAAACCAUCCGUCAAUUACUACCAAGUUGCAGAUUUUAAAGAUGCCCUUGUCAGAGUGUAUGGAGUGAUACCCAAAAUCCAGUGCCUUCCGCGAAGCCAGGAUGGGGAAGUACAGACAAUUGGUCAGACAGAACUUUGCCUCACUGAGCAAGGCCAGUAGCUGCAAAACUGCACCGAGCAGUGCAGGUUGGGGGGGUGGGGGGUGGGGUAGUGGCGGGAAAGCAGCCAUCCCCCAAGUAGGAAGUUUGGCUGGCGGAUGGGGCUGCCAAGAGCCGGGGUCUGAGGGUAUGUGAAGAUGGCCCAGUCUUUUAUCCCCCACCUAAAAAAAAACAAGCAUUGAUGCCCAAGUUUGGGAAAUAUUCUGUUUUAAAAAGCAAGAGAAAUUCACUUUCUGCAGCUUUCUAAAAAACAACAAAACAAAACAAACACAAAAAAACUGCAAUUACUUUUGCACCAACCUAACAGUAUAUCCUAUAGAUAUGUCAGCUAUA
Gorilla gorilla gorilla (western lowland gorilla) is the source of this 1891-nucleotide messenger RNA. RefSeq lists its product as uncharacterized. Gene Ontology annotation, biological process: RNA catabolic process. Gene Ontology annotation, cellular component: extracellular region. Gene Ontology annotation, molecular function: ribonuclease T2 activity; RNA binding. Lineage: Eukaryota; Metazoa; Chordata; Mammalia; Primates; Hominidae. The record is from RefSeq and is a predicted model, not a curated record.